CGGAAGCAAUAGGAUGUUAUUGUUGUGAAUAAAAUCAUGAUGGACUCUGAAUAAGGACUUUUAAUGUAUUGAUGCAAUCAAACUGUGCAUGUCCCUCUGAGCUGUCCACAUGAUGAACUUUGAGGGGCUGGACCCAGGGAUGGGCGACUUCACGCCCUCCCUACACGGCAGCAUGGAGCCCGGGAUGGAGCCUCCUUUGGACCCGCGGCUUGACCCAGCGCUGUUGCAAGGCGUGGAGCUCGACCCCGAGGGGCUUGCUGUGUCCGAAUCCGUGCACCUUCUGGAGGGUAUGUUCUCCGAGCUGCACAGCGUAGCUGCGGAGGUGGGCAUACCCGUUACCGCAGCUCACUUCGACCUGCAAGAGGAAUUGCUGUGGAUGGGGAACCACCGGGGCCAUGCGAGUUCCUUCUUUGGCACCACUAUGGGUCGCUACUCGUCGUUUCAGGUCCACUCAACAGAUGACAUUCGCCACAUUCAGAGCCUUGAGACAGGGGUGCUCUUCUUAACCAAGAACAACCUCAAGUGCCUGACGCGCGGCGGCCUAAUCAUGUUCGAUUACCCGAUGGAGGAGGGAGUGGACAUGCACAGCCUGUUGCUGACCGACAACAACACGCUGCUGAUGGGGGGACUGCAGAAUUACGUGUCCGAGAUCGAUCUUAACACCGUGCAGGAGACGCAGAAGUUUACAGUGGAGGUCCCUGGUGUGGCUAUCAUGAGACAGUCCAAUCGCUUCUUCUUUUGUGGACACACAUCUGGAAAGGUGACCCUGCGUGACCUGCGAAGCUUCAAGCUGGAGCAGGAGUUCGACGCCUUCUCCGGGAGCCUGUCGGACUUCGACGUGCACGGGAACCUGCUGGCGGCGUGCGGCUUCUCGAGCCGCGGGCUGAACGGGCUGGCGUGCGACCGCUUCCUCAUGGUGUACGACCUGCGCAUGAUGCGCGCCGUCACGCCCCUGCAGGUCCACGUCGACCCCCUCUUCCUGCGCUUCAUCCCCACCUACACCUCCCGCCUGGUCAUCAUCUCGCAGACCGGGCAGUGUCAGUUCUGCGAGCCCACGGGCCUGGCCAACCUGGCCGACAUCUUCCACGUCAACACGGUUGGCCAGCUGCUGAUGAGCUUCGACGUGUCCUCCAGCAAGCAGGCCCUGGCCUUCGGGGACUCUGGGGGGUGUGUGCACCUCUGGUCCGAUGCCCCUGAGGUCACCUUCAACGGCUACUCCAGGGAGACGGACUUCGCCCUGCCCUGCCUGGUGGACUCCCUCCCCCACCUUGACUGGAACCACGACCUGCUGCCCCUGUCCCUCAUCCCCAUGCCUCUGACCAGCACUGAGCCGCUGCUGUCUGACUGGCCCACCGCCCUGGCCACACCGAGCCCCAGACGGGCGCCCCCUGUAGACCCGGAGAUCCUGCGCACUAUGAAGACGGUGGGGUUCAUCGGGUACGCCCCCAACCCUCGCACCCGACCCCGCAACCAGGUACCUUACAAAACCAAAGAGGUGGAGCUGGAGUAUGACAGUUACAACCAGGUUCCCGAGUCUCCCAUUGGCCGAGAUGAGGAGCCCCAUCUCUACAUGGUGCCCAAGAAGUACAGGAAGGUUACCAUCAAGUACUCCAAACUGGGGCUGGAAGACUUUGACUUCAAGCAUUACAACAGAACUCUUUUUGCUGGCCUGGAGCCGCAUAUUCCAAAUGCCUACUGCAACUGCAUGAUCCAGGUGCUGUACUUCCUGGAGCCGAUUCGCUGCCUAGUGCAGAAUCACCUCUGCCAGAAGGAGUUCUGCCUGGCCUGUGAGCUCGGCUUCCUCUUCCACAUGCUGGACCUGUCCCGAGGGGACCCCUGUCAGGCCAGUAACUUCCUGCGGGCGUUCCGGACCAUCCCGGAGGCGUCGGCCCUGGGGCUGAUCCUGGCCGAUUCGGACGAGCAGACGGGGAAGGCCAGGUUGGGGCGGCUCAUUCAGAGCUGGAACCGCUUCAUCCUGACCCAGCUGCACCAGGAGACCCAGGAGCAGGAGGGCCCGCAGGCUUACAGGGGCGUCAGCAACAGCGUGCUGGGCUCGUCGGGGGAGUCGGUGAUCGGCAGGCUGUUCGGCUGCGAGGUGGAGAACAGCAGCCUGUGCCGCUGCGGCAAGGAGACGGUGCGCUCCUCCCUCACCCUGCUCUUCACCAUGCACUACCCCGAGCAGAGCUCGCUCGAUAAGUCCAUAAAGGAGUAUGACUUUGUGGAGAUCUUGAAGAAGAGCAUUUGCCUAGAGCAGAGCACGCAGGCUUGGUGUGAGAACUGUGAGAAGUACCAACCCACAGUUCAGACACGUAAUAUCCGCUGCUUGCCGGACGUGCUGGUCAUCAACUGUGAGGUGAACAGUGUGAAGGAGGCGGAGUUCUGGAAGGCCCAGGCUGAGUAUGCCUUCAGCAAAGCUCUUAAAAAGGAGGAAAUGGAGCCGCCAAAGCCUAGAGAGCCAAUACCCACUGAGUGGUGCGUGGAGGAAGAGCUGUGCAGUGCAGAGGGUCUGACCUUUGACACCCGAGUGGAGGACCUGCGGCAUGUGUGGAUCCCGCUGAGCCUGAAGAUGUCCAUCAGCAAGAGCCAGGGCCUGGAGGUCAGCAGCUGGAGUGAGAACGAGGAGCUGAGUGCCGCAGAAGAGGCAGAGGGCGCUGCAAUCUAUGACCUGGUGGCGACAGUGUCCCAUGUCCUGGAUGCUCGCACUGGGGGUAAUCUAGUGGCACAUAUCAAAGUGGGAGAGACCUACCACCAGAGGAAAGAGGGUGUGACACACCAGCAGUGGUAUCUGUUCAAUGACUUCCUGAUUGAACCUAUUGACAAGGCAGAGGCAGCUCAGUUCGAUGUGAGCUGGAAGGUGCCGGCCAUCUUAUAUUACUCCAAGAGGAACUACCACACCAAAUAUGACCUGCGCAUUAAGAACCCGAUUGAGGCCAGCGUGCUCCUGGCUGAGGCCUCCCUGGCCAGGAAGCAGAGGAAGAGCCACGCCACCUUCAUCCCCCUCAUGGUCAGCGAGAUGCCCCAGGCGGGGGAUCUGGUGGGGCUGGAUGCUGAGUUUGUCACGCUUAACCAGGAAGAGGCGGAGCUGCGGAGUGAUGGCACCAAGUCCACCAUCAAGCCCAGCCAGAUGUCGGUGGCACGAAUCACAUGUGUGCGCGGCCAAGGGCCCAACGAGGGCGUGCCGUUCAUCGACGACUACAUCUCCACGCAGGAGCAAGUGGUAGACUACCUGACACAGUACUCGGGCAUCAAGCCCGGGGACUUGGAUGCUAAGAUCUCCUCCAAGCACUUAACCACGCUCAAAUCCACCUACCUCAAGCUGCGCUUCCUCAUUGACACUGGUGUACGGUUCGUGGGUCACGGGCUGCAGAAGGACUUCCGGGUCAUCAACCUGUUGGUGCUGAAGGACCAGGUGAUUGACACGGUGUAUCUAUUUCACAUGCCCAGAAAGAGGAUGAUCUCAUUGCGUUUUCUGGCUUGGUAUUUUCUAGACCUGAAGAUUCAGAGCGAGACCCAUGACAGCAUCGAGGAUGCACGCACAGCCCUGCAGCUCUACAGGAAGUUUCUGGAGCUGAGCCGGGCGGGCGGCACCGAUGAGGUCCGCAAGGUGCUGAAGGGGCUGUAUGAGAAGGGCCGCAAGCUGGACUGGAAGGUCCCGGACUGCGAUGGUGGAGAGGGUCAAGGUAGCCCCAAAAGUGCUGCUGUGUUUCCCUCUGUCAUGGGGCUGUGAACAGGGAGAACUGCUGGAGCUGAAGGUGCCAUUCCUGCCAAAAGAAUUUGGAUUUCAGAUUUUCGGCCCCUUGUGUUUUUAUCCAGCAUUGUUUGCAGGGGGAACUUUCUCAUUUGGUAAUGUUAAUGUUACUGUCACAUGGAAUGUACCCAGUCUCAUUCCAAUUUGCCAGACAACCUUGCUUUGAAAGAAGUUAAUGUGGUUGAAACUGCUGAAUGAGGCUCUGUGAGUUUAUUAGCCUUGUGCAGAAUCUUUUAAACACUGCCCAGAAAGUACCUCUGUUGUACAUGAGGAAGGUCAAGGAAUUAGAGCAGCUCAUAAACCAGUAUUAACUAAAAUGAUUUGCCUGCAACUCACACAGCACUUAAAAGUGCUUUUAAAGGAGAAAUGUGUACUUUAUUUCACUGGGUUUGUACAGAAUAAAUUUUGUUUAUG
This is a messenger RNA of Megalops cyprinoides (Indo-Pacific tarpon), 4162 nucleotides long. It is a transcript of the gene pan2, whose product is annotated as poly(A) specific ribonuclease subunit PAN2. The transcript has 25 exons. Gene Ontology annotation, cellular component: P-body; PAN complex. NCBI's taxonomy places the organism in Eukaryota, Metazoa, Chordata, Actinopteri, Elopiformes, Megalopidae. Gene Ontology annotation, biological process: mRNA processing; nuclear-transcribed mRNA poly(A) tail shortening. Gene Ontology annotation, molecular function: nucleic acid binding; poly(A)-specific ribonuclease activity; protein binding. The record is from RefSeq and is a predicted model, not a curated record. The coding region runs from base 110 to 3727 and encodes 1205 amino acids.